UAGAAGUCAAUAGGAAUAUUGAAACUAUUUCUAUCAAUUUUGUAAAUGGUCAUGUAGUGUUCACAAAGUUUUGAAAGGAAAGACAUUUAUUAUGUUAGGUGUGUGAUUCCAUAGUGAAAUGGAGCAAAUUGUUUGGGAAAGGAUAAGGUUUUUACAUAAAAAUGUUCAGGAUUCUUAUUCCUGGUGGGUAAAAAAUGGAGAAAAUUAAAUGACUUUACAGGCACAAAAUUUAUUUGACAUAAAACAAACUUGUUUUAUCAAAACGACACAAAGCAUAUGCUGACAGAUUUUUGAAAAAAGGUCCUUUUGUCAAAUAAAUUUUGGAUGCCCGUUGAGUCGUUAAAUUUCACCAAAGAAAAGCAAGCCUUAGUAAAACACUUCCUAAGCAGAACAAAAAUAAUUAGCAAAAGUACUUUUCAGACUUGUUUAUUCUCUUCUUUUCAACGAGAGUUUUCAACAUUAGAGAGGUUAAAACUUAUUAAUUUAAUUAAGGAUAUGCUGUCAUGAACUUGGGUGAGGGUAAUAUUUUGGAAUUUGUUGCACCUACCAACAGGAGCAGACUCUCCCAGGCUCUGAACCAAGAAGCUAGCAACACAGGCCCAUCGAAAUCGGGGGGCUGGAGCCUUCCAAUAAUUGUCAAGCUGUAGUUUGUCUCCUUUAUAACAGUACACUGUAUGAGAUGGAAAACAAUGGACAGCACCCCUGUGUUUGCGUACACAAAUUUUUGAAUAUGCAUUCACAUUUUUUUAAACUGCAUGGGCCAUAGAUUUCCUGUGUGACAGUCCUCUUUUCCCCAGAAAGAACACUGAUCAGUUCUACAAUCCUUGCCAAAAUUGUUGGAACACUUGUGCAAAGCUGAAGCUUUUUUGAAAAAUCCCCCCUACCCCCCAUUACAAUGUUAUUCAAUUGGGCUGUUUUGAUCCUGAAGGUAAAAAUUUCUUCACUGAAAGCUGUAUGAAAGUAUUGAGAAGAUAAAUCAACAUUGUACGGGGGGAGGGGGUCGAAAUUUUUGAAGCGGCAGUGAUAUUUUUGUGAGGUAGUUUUAGACUUUCUUUGUUUAUUUGCAUGCUGCAAUGGGAAUGCGUUCCAGUUAUUUUUGGCAAGGAUUGUAGUUCAUUGAUGAAGACCUGAAGAGUCUCGUUUGGGUAUAAUUCCAAAGGAGGUCAGUUUCUACAUUAGUAUGGCGGAGAUGCUAGGACAGAAAGCUUAUAAAUUUGGCAAGGAAUGCAAAAACUGACGAAAAACAUACCUAUCUCAAAGUGAUGUCAACGUAAGUGUGGCACCAAAAUCCAAUCAUUAUCAUAACCAAUCAUAACAGAAGAAACAACUAGGAGACAAACAGAAACAAAUAUAAACGACUAUGAAAUAAGCAGAAAUUGAAUUGCAAAACAUUUCAAGAAUGUUUUGGCACAAAGCAUCACAUCUAUUGCGAAAUGCUGCCCAAAGGAACAGACAUUGCUUUCUUAGCUCAAAAGCAAAUUCUGAAUUUAUUACUUACUUGAAAAACAGAAUAAAGAUCGCAGGACCAAUCUCUGUUGCUGCCUACAUGAAAGAAGCUUUAACUAACCCAAAAUGGGGCUAUUACAUGAAGAAAGAUGUCUUUGGUAAAUCUGGUGAUUUCAUCACAUCUCCAGAAAUAAGCCAGAUGUUUGGUGAGAUGUUGGGAAUUUGGCUAUUGAAUGAAUGGCUCCAAGCAAAACAGCCACAAAAUGUGAAGCUAGUAGAACUAGGGCCAGGAAGAGGUACAUUAAUGGCAGAUAUCCUUAGGGUUUUCAGGCAGUUCAAAGUUGGCCGCGAUGCUUUGUCAGUUCAUUUGGUCGAAGUAAGCGAGAAAAUGAGGCAGAUGCAGCGAAAACUGCUAUGUGGCAUUCAUGAAUCAAACAAGAACUUUGAAAAUGCGACGUCGAAGUACAAUGAUGUUGAAGUUCAUUGGUAUAGUAAUAUCAAGGAUGUUCCAACAGGGUUCACCAUGUACAUCGCUCACGAAUUCUUCGAUGCACUGCCAAUUCAUGUAUUUAAGAGAACAACAAAUGGUUGGAGAGAAGUUUUAGUUGAUGCUGACAAUGCAGGUCUGCAGUUGGUGGUUUCUCCUGCUGCAAACCCCCUGUCAGAGUUGCUUAUACCUAAAGAAGCAGUCAUUGAUGAGUAUGAAGUCUGCCCAACAGCUGGGGUGACUAUUGAACAUAUGUGCGGUGUUAUUCAGACUCAUGGUGGGAGCAGCCUCGUAGUUGAUUAUGGAAAAGACGGACCGUCCCGGAAUUCGCUAAGAAGUUUUAAAGAGCACAAGUUGAUAGAAGAUAUUUUCAAAUACCCAGGAGAUGCAGAUAUAACGGCUAAUGUGGAUUUUGCUUUUCUCAAGAGAAUGUGCCAUAAUAAAGUGCAGCUGUUUGGGCCAGUGACGCAAUCAAUGUUUCUGAAAGCUAUGGGAAUUGAAGCACGAUUCAAGGUUUUAAUGCAAAACGCAAAUGAGAAACAAGCUAAAAAUUUGAAAAGUGCUUUUGACUACCUCGUCAGUGAAGACAAGAUGGGUGAGAAGUUUAAAGUGUUCGCCUUCAGUCAAGAUGGAUCAGCCAGACCCGCUGGAUUCUGAAUGCAUCACGUUUGCGAUUCGAACUUUAUAAUAUAUUUAUAAUUUUUGCCUUUUAUAAUUUAAUCAUUUGAUUGAAAAUUGUAUCAGACUUGAUAUUCUUGUUCAAAGAGUUUACAUCGUGUCAUUUUCGUAACCGAGAACGAUCUGCUAGAAAUGAGAAACCAUUCUGCAUUAGACCGAUUAUCUGUUGAUUUAAGGACAUCAAAAGUUUUUCCUUAAAAACUCAAAUUGUUACAAAGAAAGUCACAAUCUUUUUUCAAACAGCAACCCUUUGUUAGUCUGUGACUAUUCUUAUAGAAUUUUUCUUGAGAAUAAUCUUUCAAUUGUGGCCCUUAGCUCACAGUAGCGUCUGAUGGAAUACUCGAAGACUUUGGCAAUAUUAAUACUGCUUUGCGAAAAAUCUUAAUACAAUCACAAUAUUGACAAUUUAAGUGCUAAAUAAUCGUAAUGAUAUACAUAUGUAAGUAUGUAAACUAUUUUGCAAAAGAAUUAAAUAAAACAUUAAAUCCACCUUUUAUGGAUAGAACUUGAGUAACCCCCAAUUUAAAAAGGGCGCCACAUUAAAAAAUAUUUGGAUUUAAUACCUUGCCUUGUAGAUGUGGCCAAGUAUGGGAUAGAUUGCCCAGGAAAUAAAUUCCUCCCAACUUUACAAAUAUUCAAGAAUAAUGUUUCAGAAUUUUCAUCGUUUGAUUGCUCAACUUUGCAAGCAAUUCAUAUGCAACAGUGGUUAUGUACGAUGAAUAUUAUGCGAUGGUAAUUCAAAUUACUUGAUUUUAGCUAGCUUAAUGUAGCUAUAUAUUUACUUACUUAAAAUAAGAAGAAGAAGAAAUUCUGAAUUGUGUCGCACCGCAGAGUUUGGAUGCCUUUCUUGGUGAGUCAGUGCCGCUGAACCACUGCUACGCUGUUGUCUGUUUUUCGUCUUUCGAGAUAGCCUUUAAAAAAGUAUACCAAUGGAUUGAGGGUGGAAUUCAGGAAGAGCAUUAGUCUCGAUAUUGUGUACUCUUCAGGAUCUGCACUCACUGUAACUAGGUACUGGAUUGCAAAAGGAUACGAGCAAAUGAUAAAGGUAAAAUUUAUGAGGCAACAUGUGUAGAAUAUAUGUCUUUCUUUCUUGAAAUCCUCGCAGAAGAAAGAGUUAACGAUUUGCCCGUGAGUCGCUCCUUGGCUGUUCAACAUAGUCCUACGUGCACAUGAUCUAUGAACAAUGUACAUGUAAACUACCGUCAUGAAAAGACCGAAUGCGAUGAUAGAAACCGCAGUAGAAUAGAGAAGUACUUGUUCCUCAAUUUUCUGUUUAACGGACAGGUACAGAAGGGCGAUUGACUUGCCAACUUCCAAUAACCAUAUCAUUCCGAUGAUUGCGUUUGUAUUCACAACAGAGCUACGGACGUGAUGUUUUAGUGGAUAUUUUACGGCAAGGAAUCUGUCCACGGUGAUAACAAACAGAUUUACGAUGGAAAGCAUGACAGAUGACGAAAGUAAGAUGGAAAAUAUGUCUUCGCCUAGAAGCUCCUGCUCACCUGAAAUCGAUAUAUCAAAUAUUUUGUAUACUGUAACAAGAAAAGCAACUAACAAGUCAGAGAACGCUAGACUGACAAGGAACUUUUCGUGAAAUUUUAGUUUUUUCCGACCUCUUAAAAUGAAAACAAUGGCGAGGAAGUUUAGAAUAAAAGUUAUAGACCCUAGGACUAUGUAUAUUGAUUCUGACGUUUUUGGCGAAAUUUCCUUCAUGCUUUGUUCUUAGUCCUGGGAAAAGUCGUUGCUUUAUAUCCGGUCGCAAGCGUUGGCCUUGAGUAUGUUACCCACUGUAAACUGCGAAUGGAGAUACUGCCCAAGAUUUCAAAGUCCCAGAGUAAAUCCGUCUAGAGGUACUCACGUAAUUAUCUUCAAUGUCUCAGAAUAGUUCCAAAUUACAUUGCCUAUUGCUGGUAGUUUUCAGAAAUUCCAGAUCCUCAAAGAAUGUCUUGAUGUGGCAUAUGCAUCACCUUGCCAAAGCACUCGUUUUAGGUAAAAAGCCACGUGACUCGCAAAAAUUAAGCAAUUAUUUCAGCGUGCUUUUUGGUAGGGAAUUUGUCCCGUUGCUCGCCGCCUUCUUUCACUUUUUUCCAAAUGACUUGAGCUUGACUACCUCUCGCUGUUCAUCGCGACCUUUUUUAUAUGUGCGGUGACGUCAUAUUACCAUGUUCACCGGCACUUUCCAUGAAUAUUGACAGAAUCCAAAUUUGUUCUGCUUAUGAACCCAGAGCCACAUAACUCCCAGUUGUUUGAUAAAAAGCUGGCUUUGUGCGCUUUUCUUAAUUACUCUGUCUAUGCGAGUACAUUUUUCAAUCACACAUUUCACUCUAUUGUGCAAAAUAAACACAGAUGUUUGCUGAUUGAUUAAAAUACAACGAUUUUGAAUCUGUUCUGUUGUGAUGAUUUAGUUUUGAUGUUAAUUGUACAGAUAGUUUGCAUGAAAUGAGCUGGAAAUAGCAGUUCAGCGCGGAAUGUGGAAGCUAUGGAAACAACAACAGCACUCACUCAACUCUGAUUCGGCUAAUUAAAGAGUGGAGGCUUAUGUUUUAUGAUGUUGUCUAAUUAAUUUGCAUAUAUUGACAAACUUAAUUCUGAAAAACUUUUAGAUCACGAUUUAUCGAAAGACAUGAAUUUUGUUUCUAUCAAUUAGAAAAAACAACAUAUAACAUAACACUCACUGCACGAAUUGAUCAGAAAUAUGGUAAGGAUUCACCCACCCAAACAUAAACUGGCUUGUUGAGGGAGAGGGCUGAACUCCCAAAACGGAUUUUUACCAUGGGACUUAGCCCCCGAUUCCCCAUAUGUAUGUAAGUAUAAUUUUGCCAUCAAAUAAAUUACAAUUUAAAAUUAAGAAAAAAAUCUUAUUAAUGAUAUAUACAGAAAAAAUAUUUACAGAAAAAAGUCAAAAACGUAGACUAAAAACACUCCGGGUUAAAAAUGGCAGGGAUAGCAUUAAAAAGGUCAAUACGAUCUUAUUUCCAAAAUGGUCCCACCUAAGGUGUUAUAAAAAAGAAAUGUGUUCAUGAAAAAUGGAUUUUGCAUCCAAAACUUGAAAAAAGUAAUUCUGAAAAAUGUUAACUAGAACCUUUUCGUUGGCUGACUUUGAGUUUUCGAUAAAAUAUGUAGGGUACCCUUUGGUAUUUGCUUAGAUUCUUCCAUAUACGAAGCAAUCCUUUCUAGAGCAUUUACCUUUUUUCGAGCUUCUUUGCAAAAGUUAUUAUUAUGUAUUUCUAAUCUAAGUUUUUGGUCCGAUCUUAUUCUUAAUAAUUUAACACUCUUACUUUCUUGAAUAGCACAACCAUUUAUUAGAAUGUUGGAUUUCUUUAAAUCGGAUCGGUUUACUUAAAAAGUUAUAACCUUGCUUUUAUCACUUGCUUUUAGCACAAUCAUAGUACAAUGAAAAGCUCACAAAACAAUUUAUUAAGUAUAGCUGCUUCUGAUUCUAAGUCCACAGUUCAUUCAUAUUAGUACUUGACAUCCUAAUUGUAUUGUCAACUACGUAUUUGCACAGGUUGCUUUGUGAAGACAGCGCUUCACGUAAGGACUGCCUUAUUCAUUUUAACCAAACAUAUUCUUUUGCUUUAUGCACCGAAAAGCUAACAGUAGACGUUCGGAUUUAAGAUUGAAUAACAGCGUAAAUAUUUCGUAAGCUCCGUUUGAGAUUAAUUUUCAUGGCCACACUUUCUUACAUGCAAUAGAAUACGACGUGUUUAUGUUGAAUUUAGAGUGGCAUAAUGAAUGGGUGUUACCCCCGUUGAAAUAGCCAAACUAGCUCUUUCUAAGACUGUGUUAAAACGAUGAUAUAAGAAAGAAGGGAGUACGCUGCUCAAAUCCAUCACAUGGCUUCCUUUUACUUGGCCAAACUCUCGCAAAUUGUUAAUCAAUCAUGGCAUAGCUGAUGAUAAGUGCUAGUUUGCUGUCUAGGUGAAUUGAUUUUUUCUAAAUCUGAAAAUAUUAAUGGCUGGACGUGUGGGUAUGAUCCCCGUUUCAUACCAAUAUGGUACUGACUUAUUUGUUAAUCUUUUUAAAAGUGAACAGCUUAUCAAAAUUGUCUCCCCCCUACAACCCCCCCCCCCCUCCGCCGCGAAGCAUGCCUCUGGACCCCUUGCGCUUUUAGAAAACAUUCCACCACUGUGAUGGGUUCUCUCAUAGGGUGAAAAAAUAAAUGCUUGUAUGAUUUAAAGAGGGGAGUGUUUGUUAUCUCUAUGCCAUCAUAGGUACUAGAAAGUUUUUUUGCUAGCAAAGUGCCAGGCUUUAAUUGUUAUUAAGGAAUAGGAUCAUAUUGUUUAAUAUCAUAUCAUAAAAUAAAUCAUAUCUUAUCAUUUCACUUGAAUAUCAACUAACAUUCAAACUUUAAACUUUUGCUUUCACAAUUCUUGUGAUUAUAUUUUUAUUUGAGGUCACCUCUAAAACUUCAUAUUGUAUAGCAUGGUUAAUAUAACAGCAUGAUUUGAACCCUUAGAUGGAACUAGUAAUAUUGUCCAUUCUAGCAGUACUCUUCAGCAUAGGUACUUUUACCAAAAGUACUACACACACCCUUCAUUCAAAAAAAACAUUUUGAAGCAUGUAAGUAAAGCUUUUCGUCUGACACUCUUCAGAGUUUAAAACCUCAGAAUACAGAUCGAAAACUUUACGCUAGGAAAUACAUAUACCCAGUUGUGGAUCGAGUUAGGCCAAUCAGAAACGCGAGCACAUGACUGUUGAGGUUGCCCAAUCAAUGCUGCUUGCCUGAGUCCUAAGGUGAAAACGAGCUCUUUCUGUCUACACAAAAGCAGUUUUUUCGUGUUUACGUAAAUAGAUUCCAAAACUGCUAGAUGGAACGACGAUCGGGCUUUACCAAUAAUCCGAAACAUGUCGUCAUUAUAGUUUUUAGCACAAUCUUGGUUUUCAAGUGAAUGCUGUACGAUAGCAGAAUCUUAUGUUGUAGUUGUCGUUUUUGAUCUGCAAGACCGAGGUGGCUGUUCUCUUUGAUAAGGACGAGUUUUGUUUCUAAUACCAGAAGGAACAUGUUUUUUUUCUAUCUUUCAAUCUUUGGGUUGUGCAUCCUACUUAGUGUAAUAUGGAAAAUUGGGGCAGAUUUACUUCGUGUCAGUGAAAAGAAUUACAAGAAAAGACGACAUUGACGAGCGGCUUAUCCUCUCCUUUCAGUUAUCAUCUACGCAGUCUUUCCAGGCUAUACUUCACUUUUCAUCAGCUGAAUCUGUAAUACACAUCCUCGGUUCUCCGCGAACCCAAAUUUGUCGACGAGGCACAGCACAGUCUUGCUCAAGUACUGUCUGUCCUAAACGUACAGCAACGAGGCCCAGUGGGUCCUCCGACUUUCUUUUUUGUCUUUUUCAGGCUCUAAUCAAGAGCUAUCUUUGCUGGAGUAUAAUAAUAAUAAUAAUAAAAAAAAUAACAAUGGUACAAUCGAACAUAUCCACUACAAGUGUGGCUCUUCUACUCUAAAAUUAAAAGCAAAGUCAAAUUACAGGUUCUGGUUACUUUUAGUUCUGGUUGGCUUGUAAUUUUGCUCAAGAGAUCUAGUUCAUCAUCAUCAUCUAAGAUUUCUUCCAAUUCUUCAAAGAGUUUUUUACGAUCAACAGUGUCGAAGGCUUUGGACAUGCCUAAUAGUAGGAGAUAUAACUUAUAAUCGUUUGAUAGAAUGGCUUUUUCUGCUAAAGUUUUCACGGCAAACACUUGUUCAGUGGUGCUUCUCCCAGGUUGGUAUGCAUACUGUUCUAGUGGUAUAUGUUUUUCUAGACUGUUCCAUGUUCUUCUGAUAAAGCAAAUUGUAAAGAUUUUUCGUAUGAUGGAUAAUAGGAUGAUGGGCCUUAGGUUAACAACAGGACCUCUUUGCUUUCCAGGUUUCUGUAAUGGUUUUCAGAAUCCAAAUGUACGUUCAGUGAUCGUUUUCCCUGUUUCAGC
Rhopilema esculentum is the source of this 8512-nucleotide messenger RNA. Its product is annotated as protein arginine methyltransferase NDUFAF7, mitochondrial. The record is from RefSeq and is a predicted model, not a curated record. Gene Ontology annotation, biological process: mitochondrial respiratory chain complex I assembly. Lineage: Eukaryota; Metazoa; Cnidaria; Scyphozoa; Rhizostomeae; Rhizostomatidae. Gene Ontology annotation, cellular component: mitochondrion. Gene Ontology annotation, molecular function: protein-arginine omega-N symmetric methyltransferase activity.